GGAUUUUGGCAGCGAGCUGCAGAGAGAGAGAGAGAGAGGGGAACCAUGCUUCGGAAGGCGUCGAAAUUCUUGAGCAGAUCAGGUACUUGGAGGUCUUUCGUGUCGCCGAAGGCCGCGGGCGAUUCUCAGCUGACUGGGUUGCAUGUCUUCCAAUGCCCGGAUCGGACGGGAAUUGUAGCUAAAAUAACAGACUGUAUUGCAUCACGGGGUGGAAACAUUCAUGACGUCGAUGUCUUUGUCCCUGAAAAUAAGCCGGUCUUCUAUUCUAGGAGUGAAUUUACCUUUGAUCCAAAACGAUGGCCACGAGCUGUAAUGGAUGAUGACUUCCUGACAAUAUCAGAAAUGUUUUGUGCUGAGAAAUCUAUCGUGCGUGUGCCAGAUUUGGAUCCAAGAUAUAAAAUUGCUGUGCUUGCUUCAAAGCUGGACCAUUGUUUGAUUGAUUUACUAUAUGGUUGGCAAGAAGGCAAAUUGCCAGUCGAUAUAGUUUGUGUCAUAAGUAACCAUGAGAGGGCACCAAACACUCAUGUUAUGCGGUUACUUGAAAGACAUGGACUGCCAUAUUACUUUUUGCCGACAAAAAAAGGAAAUAAAAGGGAAGAAGAAAUUUUGGAAUUAGCCAGAGGAACAGAUUUUCUUGUCCUUGCAAGAUAUAUGCAGAUCUUGUCAGGAACUUUCUUGGAGAGGUAUGGGAAGGAUAUAAUUAACAUCCAUCAUGGCCUUCUACCAUCAUUUAAGGGUGGUAAUCCUUCUAAACAAGCGUUUGAUACUGGUGUAAAACUCAUUGGUGCGACGAGCCAUUUUGUAACUGAAGAGCUUGAUGCAGGUCCCAUCAUCGAACAGAUGGUUGAACGAGUUUCUCAUCGGGAUAACUUGCGAAGCUUUGUGCUGAAAUCGGAGAACCUUGAGAAACAGUGCCUCACGAAGGCCGUUAAAUCUUACUGCGAACUCCGUGUUCUAAAUUAUGACCAAAGCAAGACAGUUGUCUUCUGAGAAGCACAAGGAAGCUGACAUCAGAUACCACAUAGGAUAUUGGCGGACGGGUGGCCAUCUCCUCGGUACCUUCAUUGUUAUCGACAGUGGCAGUGGCUCUUGCUGGGGAUUGCUCCGGCUGCCGCGUCACAUUUAGAUUGAUGGCGGGGCGUUACAUCAGCAUCCUCACUGGCUUGUUCUACAUGGUGUGCCUGUUGCUGAGUUCGGUCGUCGUAUGCUUCUGCUUCUCAAUGGUCACCGUUGGACAGGUACCUUUGGUGAUGCUUGGCUUGGUACCUGGAUCUGGAAAUUCUUAACCAAAUCCAUUUGUUAGAUUAAGCAAGCAAUGAAACAGUUCAUAUCUCAAAAGCUUGCAAGGAGACGUUAUGCUCUCAGACAUUGAUUCAUUUAGGAAAAAAAUGAUAAAAUGGUGUCAUUUGACUCGUUUUUUAUACUUCAA
Messenger RNA from Nymphaea colorata (pocket water lily), 1429 nucleotides. Its product is annotated as formyltetrahydrofolate deformylase 2, mitochondrial-like. The record is from RefSeq and is a predicted model, not a curated record. Gene Ontology annotation, molecular function: formyltetrahydrofolate deformylase activity. The transcript has 9 exons. NCBI's taxonomy places the organism in Eukaryota, Viridiplantae, Streptophyta, Magnoliopsida, Nymphaeales, Nymphaeaceae. Gene Ontology annotation, biological process: 'de novo' IMP biosynthetic process. The coding region runs from base 46 to 990 and encodes 314 amino acids.